CGUACUGAACAUAUGAUUACAAGAACAAGAUAUCGAACUUUAAUAUUACAGUAAUAAUGUAUGCGGACACACGCAUACGCACAAGGCGUUAUCUACGUUAUUAACUGUGCCGAUAAUUCUCUCGGUGCGUAGCAUAUGUUCAACAUGGCGGGCUACGGUGAGCAAGACUUCAACAGGAGUGCGUUGACGCUUAAUAGCGGACGGGCAUGGUACACCGGGCAAAGAGCGGAAAAAAUUCCUAAUGGAUUGAUAGGAGUCGUUGGUCACGAUUGUCUCAGCUUGGAUCUCUCCUAUAAUGAACUGACCACUAUUUCUGGCAUAAAGGAUUUUGAACAGCUUCAGGAACUGAUCCUGGACAACAAUAAACUCGACAAUCUCAAAACGCUACCGUAUAUGCCGACUUUAACCACUUUGAGUGUGAACAAUAAUAAGAUAUCCAAUAUCGACAAAGCCCUCGAUAAAAUACAAGAAUCUUGUCCCAAUGUGGAAUACGUGAGUCUCCUGGGCAAUCCCGGCUGUCCCGAUCAGCUGACCAAUCCGACAUCCACCGAUGAAGACGAUUACGAGCGUUACAGGCUAUACGCCAUCCACGUCUUACCUACGAGUCUUCGCUUUCUGGACUCCCGGAGAGUCACUCAGCAGGAGAGAUUGGACGCCAAGACUCGCGGCAGAUAUUCCAAGACGAUUAAGUUCAUCCCAGAAUUAAUUCGCAAGUUCGUACCCAGUUCGACGCAAAUCAAUAAUGAGUUCGAUGACAUAUACUUCAAUAUCCAUUACACGCCCUUGCCGAGUUCGCUGCGCAAUCCUCAGGAUCACAAAGGUGCAUAUGGUAAAUGCAAGUAUCGAUAUUCCGGCAAGAAUUCGGAAGGCAACAGAUUCAUCUCGAACAACGAUCUGUAAUCGAGGACUGUAUGUAUGUUUUUAAGCGUGGCCUAAAUAAUUAUUUUUCUAGUCAAAUAUGAUUGAUAUUAAUGAAAAAUUAUCAGUUAGCAACGCGAGAUGUUUUUCUCAGAUUGCGACGUUAAAAAAGUCUAUCGCACGCGAUAUCAUAUGAUUAAUAUCGUAUACUGAUGAUAAAGACAUAUAUACAGAUUUAUAUAUACCAUAGGACAUUCAUACCGAGAGUUAUAAUAAGACUUAUAUUUUGAUAUCAGUGACCAUUGAAUUUUAAUAUAAAUUACAAUAUUUACUUUAAAACAGCUAUAAUAUAGAUA
Messenger RNA from Wasmannia auropunctata (little fire ant), 1214 nucleotides. Its product is annotated as leucine-rich repeat-containing protein C10orf11. The record is from RefSeq and is a predicted model, not a curated record. Gene Ontology annotation, molecular function: protein binding. The transcript is spliced from 4 exons. Gene Ontology annotation, biological process: melanocyte differentiation. NCBI's taxonomy places the organism in Eukaryota, Metazoa, Arthropoda, Insecta, Hymenoptera, Formicidae. Bases 136 to 900 code for a protein of 254 amino acids.